UAGCAUCACUCUUUUGCAGCAACAUGGCGGACCUCGCAGAGAAAAUAUUGCAAGAAGCAGCGGAAAGAGAAGCUUUGUACAAACCUAUACAUGUACAGAAGCCUUUAGACUUAGAAUAUGAUGUCGGACAUCUCUUGGCUAUUGAUCCCAACCCGGUGAAUGCCAUCAAGCUCAGAGAAAGUGGGAAAGACGAGUAUUUGAAAAGUCUUGCAAGAGAUAACACUCAAUUGCUGAUCAACAAGUUGUUUCAGUUGCCACUCGAACGGAAAGAGGAUGUUCUUGUGGUUAAGUUACCUCCCGGAACAACGAGGCUGCCUCGUGAAAAACCGCCACCCAAGCCAAAGCCUGCGACAAAGUGGUCAGAAUUUGCCAAACAGAAGGGUAUCAAACCCCGAAAGAAAGAAAAGUUGGUCUGGGAUGAAGAGGUUAAGGAAUGGGUGCCUACUUACGGAUACAAACGUGCCGCCGUCGAGAAGCAGAAGAACUGGGUUGUGGAAGUUCCUGACAACAAAGAUCCCAACGUCGAUUACAUUGCAAAGAUGAAAACAGACAAGAAAGAACGCAUAGCCAAAAACGAGUUCCAGCGGUUGCGGAAUAUUGCGAGGAACAGCAAGGUCAAAGCAACGAAAGCUGCCUUGCCACCAGUGCCGAACCCAGACAAGCUACACCUGUCGAACGCGAUAAAGCUGGCGAAAAAGUCCACAGCUUCUGUCGGUAAAUUUGCCCAAACUCUAAAGGACGAGAAACACGUCAAAGUCCGUGGCCCCAAACGAAAGUUCCAACCCAACUUGGCUGACUUGAAGAACGAGAGAGACUCACAGAUGAAAGUGCUCAAGGAACUGGCAAAGAAGCGACCGAAAUUGGAUGCUACGAGGGCGGCAAACAAGGUUAUUUACGCAGAGGAGCAAGUGUCAGCGAGGAUGAACAGAUCAGAAAAGAAGAGGAAAGGGGAAAAGAGCAGCAUGAAGAAACCUCGAGGCAAGAAACGCCCCUGGUAGUUGUUGUGUCAAUAAAGGUUUGGAAAAGCAGA
Ornithodoros turicata is the source of this 1030-nucleotide messenger RNA. Its product is annotated as ribosome biogenesis regulatory protein homolog. Bases 24 to 998 code for a protein of 324 amino acids. Lineage: Eukaryota; Metazoa; Arthropoda; Arachnida; Ixodida; Argasidae. Gene Ontology annotation, cellular component: nucleolus; nucleus; preribosome, large subunit precursor. The transcript is spliced from 11 exons. Gene Ontology annotation, biological process: ribosomal large subunit biogenesis; endonucleolytic cleavage in ITS1 to separate SSU-rRNA from 5.8S rRNA and LSU-rRNA from tricistronic rRNA transcript (SSU-rRNA, 5.8S rRNA, LSU-rRNA); ribosome biogenesis. Gene Ontology annotation, molecular function: protein binding. The record is from RefSeq and is a predicted model, not a curated record.